This is a messenger RNA of Cottoperca gobio, 1031 nucleotides long. It is a transcript of the gene msrab, whose product is annotated as methionine sulfoxide reductase Ab. Gene Ontology annotation, molecular function: peptide-methionine (S)-S-oxide reductase activity. Lineage: Eukaryota; Metazoa; Chordata; Actinopteri; Perciformes; Bovichtidae. Gene Ontology annotation, cellular component: cytoplasm. Gene Ontology annotation, biological process: cellular response to oxidative stress. The coding region runs from base 415 to 939 and encodes 174 amino acids. The record is from RefSeq and is a predicted model, not a curated record. The transcript has 6 exons.
UGAAAUAACUUCUUUAUUGAGAGUUUUUGCAGAACAAAAAUACAAACAAAGGCGAUAUAUUGAAAAACAAAAAUAAAACCUCUUUUAAUUUAAUUUAUAAUGCAAAGCCAGAGUAUAAUAAAAUAACUCAAAUUAAUCAACAUGCAUGAGAAUGAUUCAGGAGGUGAUUGCAUUUUAUGAUAAAUCCUACAACAGCACAUCGUGCUCUUAAAGCAUUUUCACCCUGUUUUUCCAUCUUCCUCUCUUACAGGGCAAGUGUACACUCAUGCGUAAACACACAGACCUUUGAAGUGGCCCUCUGUCACCACAUGGCAAAUCCCCCUGGUGUGAUCCCUCUGUCCAUUUGGCCACAGGACCGACACUGACAAGCAUGCAGUCAAUGGGAAUCCCACUGUGGAGCCCUUUCCAGCAUGCAUGGAGACCAUCAUGUUCGGUUUAGGCUGUUUCUGGGGAGCUGAGAGACUUUUCUGGCAGCUUCCAGAAGUCUUCUCCACGCAGGUUGGCUACGCCGGUGGCUUUACACCCAACCCCACUUACCACGAGGUUUGCUCAGGUCUGACGGGUCACACUGAGGUGGCGAGGGUGGUCUUUUCCCCAAAAGACGUCAGCCUUGAGGAACUGCUCAAACGUUUUUGGGAACGCCACGAUCCUACUCAAGGUAUGAGGCAGCAGAAUGACCGCGGUACUCAGUAUCGUUCAGCCAUUUACACGUCCAACCCCUCUCAACAGGAGCUUGCAUUGAAGAGCAAAAUGGCCUUCCAGCAGGAGCUGGAUAAAAAAGGCUACGGUCAAAUCACCACAGAGAUUCUGGAGGGGCAGCAGUUUUACUACGCUGAGGACCAUCACCAGCAGUACCUGAAGAAGGUACCUAAAGGCUAUUGUGGCCUCAAAGGCACCGGAGUCUCCUGUCCCAUUGGAGCCGGGAAGGAGGAACUGUGAAAUGUGUGAAUAUGGUGUCAGAAUCCACUUUACUAUUAUGUGUACCCUAAAAGGAAUUUUACUCCGGAUUAAAUUAAAUUAAAUUAACUAUG